Sus scrofa (pig) is the source of this 1102-nucleotide messenger RNA. RefSeq lists its product as uncharacterized. Gene Ontology annotation, cellular component: keratin filament. The record is from RefSeq and is a predicted model, not a curated record. Lineage: Eukaryota; Metazoa; Chordata; Mammalia; Artiodactyla; Suidae.
CACACACUCACACACACUCACACACACUCACACCUCCUCCAGCCCCACCACCCCCACCAUGGCCGCCUCCACCCUGUCCGGCUGCUCCAGCAACCUGAGCUACGGCAGCCACGUCUACCUGCCCGGUCCCUGUCACCCCUGCACCGGCUCCUCCUGGCAGUGGGACGACUGUCCAGAGAGCUGCUGCGAGCCCCCCUGCUGCGCCCCCAGCGGCUGCACCCCCGCGCCCCGCCUGGCCCUCGUCUGCACCCCAGCGAGCUGUGAGCCCAGCCCCUGCCUGUCAGGCUGCACCAGCUCCUGCACCUCCUCCCCCUGCCAGCCGGCCUGCUAUGUGCCCGUCUGCUGCAGGCCCGUCUGCUGCACUCCUGUCUGUUGCACACCCGUGUGCUGCACGCCCGUGUGCUGCGAGGCCUCCCCCUGCUCGGCCUCCUCCUGCUGCCAGCCCAGCCCCUGCCCCUGCCCCUCGUCCUGCUACAGACCCUCGUCCUCCGUGUCCCUCCUCUGCCGGCCCGUGUGCCGCCCCGCCUGCUGCGUGCCCGUCUCCUCCUGCGGGGCCCCCACCUCCUGCUGCCAGCCCAGCUGCUGCCGCCCGGCCUCCUGCGUGUCCCUGCUCUGUCGCCCCGCCUGCUGCGUGUCCACCUCGGCCUGCGAGUCCUGCUGCUGAGUGAUCUUCUCGAGGUCACCCCAAAGCUCAAAAGCUGUCUGCCGUCUACAUCCCUGGACUCCUUGCUAAGAGCCGAGACAGCAUCAAGCCCUCCCCCCGGGGCCCCUGCAGUGGACAGCAUGUCCCCUGACAGCCCCUGUGCCUCUCCCUCCUGGGAACAGCAUGCCCACUGCCUCCAGCACCGGUGAGGCCCCUGCCUGUCAGCGUGCCCUCGACAGCCCAGCCAGACCAGUGCGACCCCAGAAAGGCAGCCAGGCCCUCCCGCAGCUUUGAACUUCACGUGGCAAAAAGGAAAUGAAAAUAAAUGCUUCAGCCGGCUCCUCACUGCUGCCCCUGAAGCUGUGUGGCCCGGGCUCUUCCACUGCUUCCUGGCCCGGCUUGAUUCUCUCCUCCUCUGCGAGCUGUCAGUCCCUCCCAAUAAACUCCUGCCCUGAUGAA